AUGUCACAUCCCUUGCAACUGAAAAUGAAAAUUGGUCCUGGUCCACUCGACUCGAUUAAAAAACUCAAAUUAAAAUUAAGUUUACCAGGCGACAAUUGGCAAACAUAUAAUAUAAUUGGGAGGAACAAAGUGAUAAUGGACUUGUCAAAAGCCGAAUUAGACACAAUUUGUGCAUUUGGUUAUACAAAAGCUCUAAAAACUGUCGACAUUUCAAAUUGUGAAUUACAGACAUUUCCAACCCAGUCAUUUGACAUAAGUGUAAAUAAAUUGACAGAAUUAAGCCAGGCCACGUCAAAUGUGCUUUCUCUCAAAAUUAGCAAAAAUUAUUCAAUGGACUUGAACGGACUUUUAUUUUAUCAAAAAAUACUCGUUUUGGACAUCAGUGGAAUACAUAUUUCUGAAAAUAUAAACAAAUUGAAAUUUUUAAAGCAACUACGUGAACUUUACAUGAGAAAUUGUUGUAUAAAUUCAUUGGAAUUUGUAGCAGAAAUAUCUAUACAUUUAUUAGUUCUUGAUUGUAGUGAGAAUUUAAUUGAGAAGCUUCCAUUUCAGCUUGCAAACCUUUCAAAUCUUCAAAUAUUGAAUCUCAAUAAAAACAAAAUCGAAAAUUGUGCAGUUCAAUUGCCAGAAUCUCUAAUAGAAUUACAUUUAAACUCAAAUAGAAUUACAAAUCCCCCAAUUUUGACAUCCACUCUUGAAAAAGUGGAUUUGAGCAAAAACAAGAUUUUUUGCUUAAAUACAUGCAUUAAAAAAACAUCUAAUUUGAAGGUUUUAAAUAUAAGUGAAAAUAAAUUGACAGAGUUGCCAGACAAGAUUGGCUUUUUAAAAUUUUUAAAGGAAUUAUAUUUUGAUGAUAAUCCGAUUUCCUGGCCUUCUGAAAAUGUGCUGUUUUGCAAAGAUAUUAAAAAAAUUAAAAAAUAUCUGACCACAUUUAAACUUAAAAAUUAA
Molecule: messenger RNA, 948 nt
Organism: Octopus sinensis (East Asian common octopus)
Lineage: Eukaryota; Metazoa; Mollusca; Cephalopoda; Octopoda; Octopodidae
Product: probable serine/threonine-protein kinase DDB_G0278509
Exons: 4
Coding region: 1-948 (315 amino acids)
Molecular function (GO): protein binding
Source: RefSeq, a predicted model, not a curated record